UGUUCCAAUUUCUCCUCACAGCGAUUAACAUUCACCAGGACGCUCUCUCUCUAGGGUUUGGUUGUUCGAGACAAAGGUUUUGCUUUUCUUUGUCCAACAAAUUAUUCUAUGGACGAACCGCUUCCCAACAAAAGAAAUUUCGCGGUGCUUCUGGUUUUCCAUGGUUUCCGGCUUUACAAUACGCAAGACAUUCGGGUUUUGAUUGGAUUGGAUGGGUCUUGAGGUUUGAAAACUGAGCCAGGGUUGCUCUUGGGUUCAAAUUCAAUUAAUUGCUUGACAUGGACGCGUCCAUGGAUUUAUUGAAAUGGCUUGAACCCGACAUGAUGAUACAGAUUCUUCGUUCUUUGGAGGAUCCAGCUGAUCUUGUUCGGGUUGGUGCGGUGUCGCGAUCCUGGCGACAUUUUGUGAUUGAAAAUGGCCUGUGUAAGCAGCUGUGCUUGAGAAUGUUUCCUCAGCUAUGUAGAGUUGCCCGUGUCGUUGAAUUAAACCAAGAAGAUCGCAUGGAAGUUGGAUCUAGCAGCAAUUGGAUGGAGUGGGAAAGCAUGGUCAAGGAUCACAGGGUCUAUGCUUUUCUAGCCCAGUGUUGUACAUCGUUUGUUUCUAAGAAUUGCAUCCAAGAGGCAAUCUGCGCUUCCAGCACUGAUAAUUAUCCUGAAGAAAGCAUUAUUAAUACUCUGGAAGCAGGAGAUGUAGUUGAACGGAGAGCCUCAUACUGGUCAAGUAAAGGGCACAAAGAUCGCAGGGUUCCUGAGACACUAGUGUACAAGUUGGUUUCUGAUCUUUGUGUGAUCACUGAACUCAGUAUUCAGCCUUUCCAAGCUUUUUUCCAGCCGGGUUUGCCCAUAUAUUCAGCUACAGCUGUGCGAUUCCGAAUGGGCCAUCCGAAAUCGCCAGACUUUAAAAGUGAUUUGAUGGAUGAAUCAUGCCAUGAUGAUGAAUUCAAUUGGACUUACACGUCACAAGAAUUUCAGAUGGCUCAGGAAAAGCGACUACAGAAGUUCAAGCUUCCAGAACCUGUCCUUUGCAUUGGUGGCUAUCUGCAGAUUGAGCUCCUGGGUAGAGUACAAAGACAAGAAAUGGAUGGGUUGUACUAUAUAUGUGUUUCUCAUGUUCAAGUUAUGGGCCAUUCUUUAGCACCUGCACUUGGAGUUGAAGGUCUCGAUUCAUCUGGAAAUUUUGUUUUGAAGCACGACCUGCAAGCAGACAAUUCCCAACCAGGCUUACCUGAGAAUAAGCCUUGUUCAAGCUCCACUGUUCAUCUGGAGAGACGUGUGAGAACUUUGGAGCAGAUUUUGGAGAUGUUGCGUGGAAAUCAGAUUGAGUAUGUCUUUGCAGACGAGGAUGAAGAUGAAUCAGAUGAAGAGUUUGUUUUCUAGGUCUAUGCAUUGAAAGAUGCCCUUGUACGUUUGUUUACAUGUCCUCCCUCUGAACUGAAUUGAAUCCAUGUUGGGUUUAAUUUUUUUAGGAGGCUUUUCAGAUUGAGAAUGAUAAUGUUAUGAACUUACCUUGUGCAGGA
Messenger RNA from Morus notabilis, 1516 nucleotides. RefSeq names its product F-box protein At4g00755. The record is from RefSeq and is a predicted model, not a curated record. Gene Ontology annotation, molecular function: protein binding. The coding region runs from base 279 to 1376 and encodes 365 amino acids. The transcript has 7 exons. Lineage: Eukaryota; Viridiplantae; Streptophyta; Magnoliopsida; Rosales; Moraceae.